This is a messenger RNA of Maudiozyma barnettii, 2112 nucleotides long. RefSeq lists its product as uncharacterized. Gene Ontology annotation, cellular component: cytoplasm. NCBI's taxonomy places the organism in Eukaryota, Fungi, Ascomycota, Saccharomycetes, Saccharomycetales, Saccharomycetaceae. The record is from RefSeq and is a predicted model, not a curated record. The transcript has a single exon. The coding region runs from base 1 to 2112 and encodes 703 amino acids.
AUGGAACUCCCUUCGAUUAAUAGUACGACUAGUAUCUCCGAUAAUGCAGAAUUAAGAAAUUAUUAUGAUAACUUAUUAUUUAAAAAUAAUAGUGGAAGAUCAUUAGCGGAUUUACCAAGAAAAUCUCAAGAAAAAGAUGUUAAGCAACAACAACAACAGAAUAUAUAUCCAAAAGUCGAUUUCAUUAAAGGAUUCCAAAGACAGCAACAACAACAACAACCAAAUAUAGAAAAUGAAAUGACUGACUCGUUUGCACAAUUUAAAUUGUCGAAUAUGAAAGAUUUCUUACCUCAACAACAACAACAGCCACCAAGAAGACAAUCGAUUUUUAAUAUGAGCAAUGAAAAUGUAUUGCCUUUGACAAGUAAUAAUAAUAAUAAUACCGCAAAUAAUGGGCCUUUAGCGUUCAAUUUUAGUACAAAUGCUAUACAUAAUAGUACUGUUAAUAAUAGUGGUGGUGGUGGUGGUGAUUAUGCCGUGGAAAGAAGAUCUUCGUAUAUAUCAGAUGCACUGAUUCAUAAUAAUCAACCUAAUCUAAUCAAUAAUGCACAAUUUAUUCAGCAGCAGCAGCAGCAGCAGCAGCAACAGCAACAGCAACAGCAACAGUACUACCAACAGCAACAUGUUUCGGCCCAACAGAAAUACGGUUAUUUGAAUUAUGUCAGUGGUCAAGUCUCUAAAAAUAAUACAAAUGAUACUCCUGUGGCUAUGACUACUUCCAAUAUUAUCCCAGUUACUGCAACUGCUACAACAAAUAGACUACCUCUUAUCAAUAUGAAUAAUAAUAACCUUAACAGUUCGAAUUCCGUCAUUAGAAAGGACUCAAAUAACGGUUUGAUGCUAACAGAAGAUAAACAACUCGCCUCUUCGGAGAUUUUGGCUAAAUUGUAUAAAGACUGUGGUGAACAUUAUUUCUCAAGUACUCAAGUAUAUGAAUUUGCAGACUAUUUGAAACAAUCUUUAUUGUCUAAUGAUAUUUCAUCUCCCUCAUUGAAACAAAUUCAUGAGCCAUUAAAGAAAUUUUUAAAUUUCUUAAAGAGUUGUAACCUAAAUUAUAAUCCCCAAUCUGAUGGUUUCAUUUCAGGUGAUAGACGUACUAAUAAUAAUAGCAAUAAUAAUAAUGGAGCUAUACGUAGAAAUAGCGUUCCUUUACAAUCUUCCUUUGGAAGAACCUCUAACACAGGAAAUAGUGCCUCGGCUUAUUUACAUUAUCGUCCAUUGGUCUUGGUUUCUUUGAAGAAUGGGAAAUUGGAAUUGUUAUCAAUGCCUGCAGGAGCAAAUAUGUCAAUGAAACGUGGUGAUUUAGUUCUUAUUGAUGGUGAUAGAGGGAAAGAUUUGACUUUAGUGGUAGAACCUGUAGUUUCGUUGGAUUUAGCAUUGAUUGUCAAUUUCUUAAAGAAGAAAAUACAUUUCGAUUCUUUAAUCACUAGCAAGACACAACAUUAUUCAAAUGAUAAAUUCAUUGAUGCUUUAGAAAAAUGUACUAAUGGAUUAAGUGAUUCAUUAAAUCCAAAACUUUAUGAUAUUAUUGAAUUAACGCAAUUGAUUGUACCAUCAAAACAAGUUUUAAGAUUUGCUACUCCAUGGGAAUGUAGUACUAAUUUGCAUAAUAAGUUUCAAGAUGAAUUGAAAGCAUUACAUAUUGCACAAUUGAAAUUAAGAGCAUUGAAUGGUUCAUCAUUACCUGAUGAGGAUAAUCAUAACAACAAUGAUUUGAUGAUGUCUCGUGGUUUAAAUAUUAAAAUUUUAAAUGCCGAAUUCCAAUUUGAUCGUAAGAAAUUAACGUUUUAUUAUUUAUGUGAAGAACGUAACGAUUUCCGUGAAUUGAUUAAAGAAUUAUUCAAAUUCUAUAAGACAAGAAUCUGGUUAUGUGCUAUACCAAAUAAUUUGGAUAUUGAUAAAAAAUAUUAUGAUUCUGAACAAAAAGAAUUAAAAAUGUACCAGGAUAUGAUGCAACAUUAUUCACAAGAAGAAUUCUCAGAUAAUAGCAAUAUUAAUAGUAAUAGUAAUAAUAAUGGAAGUGGAUUUGUUGUAGCUCCGCCAUUAAACGAAUUGCAAUUAGAUAAUUUCCAAAUUGCAGUAUAUCAAGAACUAGUACAACAAUUGUUCUAG